AGCAAGAAGUCAGUGGAUGUCGAAGUGGAAGCCACCUGUCCGCAGCUAAAAAUCAUGGUGAUCUUGAGAUUUUCGCGUGUGUUGCGUCAUAAUUGAAAAUGAUCGCGGUGUGAGACCUUAAAAGGAGCGAUUCCCAAUAGUGGCAGACACUCUGCUUUUUUUUUGUUUUGAUAUUUCAACGGCGACAACUUUGCCAACGAGUUAAUUAAAGUUCGGGUCGUGUGCUCGGGGAAUCGAAUUGUUUUGCUGAUUUAUGUUGGAUCGCUGGACAGCCAUUCCUUGGCCAAAAAAGGCGCAGCAGCAGCAGCGCUAGACAAUAACAAAUAAACCAAAAAUUAGCAACAUUUAGUUAAUGCACAUAAAUAAGAUACGACGAGCUAUUCGAUAUUGCGAGACUCCAAAUUGGGCAAGUCGUUCGUGUGCCCCAAGAUUCCAAUUCAAAGAUCUCAAGAUCCCAAGAUCCGUGUGGGCAGAAGUCUCAGUCUAACAAACAAAAAGAAAAUAAAUGACGAGUUUAAAUAACACUAACAAUCGGCUUUGCUGAGGCUUUGUUGGUUAAUGAGCUGGACCCAUAUUUGGCCGGAUCGAAGUCGUCUCAAGAUGCCCGCCCCUCCGAGCACAGUGAAGCCUGCCUCUGGUCACACGACCAAGCUCACCCAUGGCAAAUCCAGCAACAGUAGUAACACCUUGUGCAACUCCAUCGCCCAUCUGAGCGACUCAAGGACCAAUCUGACUGUCAACACGCCCACAACUUGCCAGCGAUUAAGCGAAAUGUUUCGGCGUUCGAUUGCCAGCAGCACCCAGUCCAGUUCCAGGGAAAAUACCUACGAGGAGGCGUCGUCCUCGAUUUGGCGCGCUCAAGAAAGAUCAGGUCGAUGCUUGAUGGAGCUGCAUUCCAUACAGGUUUAUCGGGUACCUCUGCCCACAGGAUCGAAAACAUCUGCCUGGGCCAUAAGCGGGUCCUUUCGUUAG
Molecule: messenger RNA, 972 nt
Organism: Drosophila suzukii
Lineage: Eukaryota; Metazoa; Arthropoda; Insecta; Diptera; Drosophilidae
Source: RefSeq, a predicted model, not a curated record